AUUGUUUAUGGUCUCUGUCACUUGUGUCAGUUCAAUUUUGAAAUUUCUAAUCACUAAUUUGAGAAUUGUUAUAUAAUAUUGGAUUUCAGGUUGAUAAUAAAGAAUCCACUAAAAUGGAAAAUAAUGGCAUUAAUCCAUGGGACACCUCCACCAUCGAUAGCCUGAUGAAGAAGAUACAUCCUUUAAUUAAGAAAUUUGAUGGGUACCGUUCAAGCACUAAAUCAUACACAGGAAAAGUGGCCUUAUCAAUGUUGAAGAAUUCAUCAAGGAAUAAAGUUAUAGAAAUAGGUGGAAUGAAGUACCAUAUCAAGGGCUGUGCUGGACAGGGUGGGUUUGCCCAAGUAUAUAAGGCAACUGUCGACAGUGAUCCUGACAAUGUUGUUGCACUAAAGAUACAAAAUCCAGCAUUCCCUUGGGAAUUUUACAUGUAUCGUCAACUUGAUCAGCGCAUCUUAGAUAGAGAGAGGUCAAGUUAUGGUUUCGCUCAACAAAUGCAUCUCUAUUCUGACUGUAGUAUACUCAUCUGUGACUAUUUAGCUAAUGGGACAUUACAGGAUGUCAUUAACUCAUAUGUGGUCAUAGGAAAAUCCAUGGAAGAAUUGUUGUGUAUUUAUUACACUAUAGAAAUGUUACACAUGGUUGAAACUUUGCAUGAUGUUGGCUUGAUUCAUGGUGAUUUCAAGCCUGAUAAUCUGCUAAUUCGCUAUGCUAU
This is a messenger RNA of Cajanus cajan (pigeon pea), 712 nucleotides long. NCBI's taxonomy places the organism in Eukaryota, Viridiplantae, Streptophyta, Magnoliopsida, Fabales, Fabaceae. The record is from RefSeq and is a predicted model, not a curated record.